Messenger RNA from Aspergillus melleus, 1785 nucleotides. RefSeq names its product 60S ribosomal protein uL22 (gene rpl17). Gene Ontology annotation, biological process: cytoplasmic translation. Gene Ontology annotation, cellular component: cytosolic large ribosomal subunit; ribosome. Gene Ontology annotation, molecular function: structural constituent of ribosome. The record is from RefSeq and is a predicted model, not a curated record. The coding region runs from base 128 to 688 and encodes 186 amino acids. NCBI's taxonomy places the organism in Eukaryota, Fungi, Ascomycota, Eurotiomycetes, Eurotiales, Aspergillaceae. The transcript is spliced from 4 exons.
CAAGAGCGAAAAAGCGCACCACAACGAGACGAGCCUCGCGAUCUCAAGUUCCAGUGGCCGCCGAAAGAAAAGCGACAAAACUUCUCACCCGACAUCGAGGACCACCCCGCCCGGCAACCACAUCAAGAUGGUCCGUUACGCUGCUCAGGAGAUUCCGGCCGCUAAGAGCGCCCGCGCCCGGGGCUCUUACCUGCGUGUCAGCUUCAAGAACACCCGCGAGACCGCCCAGGCCAUCAACGGCAUGAAGCUGCAGCGCGCUCUCACCUUCCUCGGCAACGUCACCAACAAGGCCGAGGCCGUCCCCAUGCGCCGCUACGCCGGCAGCACUGGUCGCUGCGCUCAGGGCAAGCAGUGGGGUGUCAGCAAGGCCCGCUGGCCCGUCAAGUCCGCCGAGUUCCUGAUCGACCUCCUCAAGAACGCCGAGUCCAACGCCGACACCAAGGGUCUCGACACCGGCAACCUCAUUGUCAAGCACAUCCAGGUCAACCAGGCUCCCAAGGGCCGCAGACGUACUUACCGUGCCCACGGUCGUAUCAACCCCUACAUGACCAACCCUUGCCACAUCGAGCUGAUCCUUACCGAGGGUGAGGAGUUCGUCCAGAAGGGCCCUCACGUUGUCAAGCGCGAGGAGGCUCGCCUCAGCUCCCGCCAGCGCGGUGCUGAGAUCCGCCGUGCCAUCCAGGCAUAAGCGGUUUGUGGGUGUCGGGGGGAAAGUAGUAAAGUAGUCGGAAAAUGAAUGGGAAAGCCGGAGUUUUCUGUUGUACGGAACAAAUACCUGGUCACGGAAGGAAUACAAAAAUUAAAUUUUUGCCAAAAAUUCGAAUAUCACGGGCACCGAUGAUGAUUCUCGGCUCGUAACUGUCUUGUUAUGAACGUGUUCCUUGCGUCUUGACUCUUGUUCCGACCUUCCCUCUGGUUUUGCCUCUGGACUUGGAGAAGAGCCGGGCAGUCUUUUGCACGUCGCCCACGGCUCUUUACGACGAACGAAUGUCAUUACCGAGGUACAACCUGACCCGGUACUCUUCUCAUAUACUUCGAAAUACUAUUGAGCGUCUCUUUUUUUCAUGAAUGGGUUACGGAAUCAUUGUCUACGAUCUUGACUGGGUGCGCUGAUGCCAGGACUAUCUAACCUGUCCACCUCUUGGCUGGGUUAUGGGGAAUUGCAUCCCUCAGCCCUAUCGUAAUCGUAGGUAGUCACUGGAUGAUCCUCGAUCAUAGUUAUGCGGUCGAGAUUGGCCUGCCCAUGGGUAACCCGACAGGAUACCUAGCACUGCGUACAACACUCGGACUUAUACCCACCAGUCUUGUCAGCCAGUUGCAUAGUGUCCGGCCAACAGCGACUGGUCUGUAAGGCCAAGGGUGGCUGUGCUUCCAUGCAACGCUGGCCACGAGACCCGGACAGACUGCGAGGACUCGUUGCUUUUUGAGCUUAAUGAAAGUCCACGAAUAAUGUCCCUAGAGAUAGAAUGUAACAAGUACCCACAAAGACUGAUGACGAUGUAAGAUCUUUAAAAGUCGCUUGGAAAUAAAGUAUAUAUACGUAUGCCGAUGUGUCAACGAUCGCAUUUGCCUGGAUCGCCGCGCAAAGUCCCAGGCAUCACCAUUCCUGACGAAUGGAGAAGGGUUCGGCCAAGAAUCAGGACGAUCUAAGGAUAGAAAAAGGGCUUGCGUGUCGUCGGGUUUGCCACUUUGAUGGUCUGCCUAGAACUGGAACGGACGCUGGAACUGGAACCUGGGGGCCUGAGGGGAGUCCUCCUUACCUAAGCGCUGUUUAUCAUUCGGACA